AUGGCCGGAAUCGAGAGACUCCAGCGGAUGCUUGGCGGCGCCGGCGGCGGGUUCGGGCAUCCCCCGACCGAUGGCCCCGCCGUUGACUCGUCGGAGCAGGUCUAUAUUUCAUCGCUCGCCCUUCUGAAGAUGCUUAAACACGGAAGAGCUGGAGUUCCCAUGGAGGUCAUGGGUCUGAUGCUUGGAGAGUUUGUGGACGACUAUACUGUUCGUGUCGUGGACGUCUUUGCGAUGCCGCAGAGUGGUACUGGCGUCAGUGUUGAAGCUGUCGACCAUGUUUUCCAGACUAACAUGCUCGAUAUGCUCAAGCAGACUGGGAGGCCGGAGAUGGUUGUUGGAUGGUACCAUUCUCAUCCAGGAUUUGGAUGCUGGCUCUCUGGUGUUGAUAUUAACACACAGCAGAGUUUUGAAGCUUUAAAUCAACGGGCAGUUGCUGUUGUGGUGGAUCCUAUUCAAAGUGUGAGAGGGAAGGUCGUGAUUGAUGCCUUCCGUCUCAUCAACCCUCAGACGAUGAUGCUCGGCCAGGAACCCAGGCAAACAACUUCCAAUCUUGGGAAUCUCAACAAACCAUCCAUUCAGGCGUUGAUCCAUGGACUGAAUAGGCAUUACUAUUCAAUUGCCAUUAACUACCGGAAAAAUGAACUUGAGGAGAAAAUGCUUCUCAACUUGCACAAGAAGAAAUGGACUGAUGGAUUGACUCUCAGGCGGUUUGAUGGUCAUUCAAAAACCAAUGAGCAGACUGUUCAGGAGAUGUUGAACUUAGCAGUCAAGUAUAACAAGGCAGUGCAAGAAGAAGACGAGCUUCCACCUGAGAAGCUUGCUAUUGCAAAUGUGGGACGACAAGAUGCCAAAAAGCACCUUGAAGAACACGUUUCUAAUCUGAUGUCGUCCAACAUCAUCCAGACUCUCGGCACCAUGCUUGACACAGUUGUCUUCUAA
Molecule: messenger RNA, 939 nt
Organism: Linum trigynum
Lineage: Eukaryota; Viridiplantae; Streptophyta; Magnoliopsida; Malpighiales; Linaceae
Source: the annotation of a GenBank genome assembly